AUGAGCUGUCAGGACAUUAUCUCAUUCUUGGUUAUUGCUUGGAACUCCAAUUUCAGCACCCUUUUGCAGAAUCUUUGGAAGAUUGGAAUCAUCACUUUGAUUUGGAUGAUCUGGACAAGUAGGAAUAAUGCGGUUUUUGAGGACCAGGAGUUUUGUGCGGUUAAAGUAAUGAAAGUUGUCAAGACGACAUAUAAGGAAACAGAUAAUUUUCGGAAACUUGGCUUCAUGAGCAAUGUUUGGAGCGAUUAUCUCACUCUUCGCAGCCUCGAGGUGAAGUCUAGGCCUGCUCCUCCUCCGGAAUUCGUUUCGGUCUUUUGGUGGCCGCCGGACAUCGGCUGGAUCAAGGUUAACACUGAUGGUUCGGCUUCUGCAGCUCCGGGGCUUAUUUCGGCUGGGGGUGUGUUUAGAGACCAUCGUGCUUUUGUGUGCGGUUGUUUUCAUAUUAAAGGUGGUUCUGGGUUUGCCUUUGAAGCGGAACUUCUAGCUGUCAUAACAGCAAUUGCCAUUGCUCAUGGUCGUGGUUGGCGUCGGAUUUGGCUUGAAGCGGAUUCGACUUAUGUGGUGAGACUUCUCCAACAACGCAGCAUGGAGGUACCUUGGCGUUUUCGAGCUUACUGGAUUAAUACUCUUAGUCGUCUUGAGGACAUGGUUUUCAAGGUUUCACACAUCUAUCGGGAAGGGAACGCAGCAGCUGAUAUUAUGGCUCAUCCGUCUCGCCAUGAAGGUUGGUGGACGCAGGAAAUCGCGGAAAUCAAAGAUGUUGUUCGAGUGGAUAUGUCUUCUCAUAGUCACACUCGUCGUAUUUAG
Messenger RNA from Salvia miltiorrhiza (redroot sage), 807 nucleotides. RefSeq lists its product as uncharacterized. Lineage: Eukaryota; Viridiplantae; Streptophyta; Magnoliopsida; Lamiales; Lamiaceae. The record is from RefSeq and is a predicted model, not a curated record. The transcript has a single exon. The coding region runs from base 1 to 807 and encodes 268 amino acids. Gene Ontology annotation, molecular function: RNA-DNA hybrid ribonuclease activity; nucleic acid binding.